This is a messenger RNA of Adineta steineri, 1476 nucleotides long. The record is from the annotation of a GenBank genome assembly. NCBI's taxonomy places the organism in Eukaryota, Metazoa, Rotifera, Eurotatoria, Adinetida, Adinetidae.
AUGCAUACUUCUUUAAAUGGUUAUAAUGAGCUUAACGAUCGUUGGAUAUCAGAAUUAGAUUGUUUAGAUCGUUGUUUAAAACUAAAACCUGAAAAAUGUCGUUCAUUUGAACAUUGGUAUGCGGUACGAACUGGAUUAUGUGUACGUGCUAAUAUCUCAUUAUCUGAUGAACCAUCAUCGAUUGUAACUAAUUCAUUUGUUGAUUAUUAUGAAAUUGAUUGUCGAAAAGAUACAAAAGCUGUGAGACUACAAACAAUAUCAUGUCCAGGUGAUCAAUUAAAUAUAACAAUUACAUUGAAUGGUAUCGAUCCAAAUUAUGUUUUACUUGGUGAUAGUCACUGUAAACCUCUAUGGUCAAAUGAAACACAUGCACAGUUUGUUACACAUGUAGAUAAUUGCUCAUUGAUAUUAACUGAUGGUUCAAUUGUUGGUAAACUUCGUUGGGAAGGUGUAGAUAAAGAUACAAAUGAAGCUCGACAAUAUGGACGAUUUUUUCUUUGUCCAAGUGAUAUAUAUCAAAUACGUUUAGCUCAUUGGACAUCAACAACAACGAGAAUAUCAACAACUGCAUCAUCGACAAGAAGUACUCCAUCACUAAGUGCCACUCAUCACCAUUUAACUUCACCAAUAUAUAAUGAUGAACAACUUACUUCGACAACUUAUAGAAUUUCAUUACGAUGGAUUUCAAAUAAUCGAACAUAUACUUGUCCACAAAUAUGCUCUGUUUCACUUUUAUCUCUUAUCUAUGUAUCAUUUGAUGAUAUAUCAUUAUUAUCAUCAACAUUUUCAAUUCAUUCAUGUGAUUUAAUAGCUCUUCAUCCUUAUACGAAUUAUUUUAAAACACAUCGAUUAAUUUAUCAAGAUUGUUCAGCUGAUCCAACUGUGAUUCAUUUAUCAUCCGAAAUAAAUUCUUUAUCGAAAUUUCAUUAUUCGUUUUAUCUUUAUAAUAUUCUACGAGAACCAAUACCAUUUCAAAUUCAAUGUAGAAUAUUAAAUCAUCAACAAACACAAUUUGUAAAUAAUCAUACAAAGUGUUCAUCAUUGACAUUUAUUGAUAAUGAUCAAUUAUCAAUAAUAAAAAAUGAGAAAAAAGACUAUUCAUAUACAUUAUUUCGUUCCUCACCGGUUAAUGUUACACGACACUCACCAUCGAAUCUAUCUGAAUUAAAUGGAAAUUAUAUCUCAAUUGCUCUCAUUGUAGGUACCAAUGCUAAUAUAUUCAGUCGAAGUUGUAAAUGCAAAGCUGUUUCAAAUACGGUUCAUUUUCCAUUUCAUUCAUGGGAUAUAUCAUCUUGCAAACUUUGUUCAUGUAAUGAUGCUGCUAUGGUAAAUUGUGAACAAGCAUGUGCCUCAGCAGUUCAAAACUAUGCAACAACUGGCUGUGGAAAAGUUACUAAAGGUAGCAAAGUGAAAUAUUCAUGGGAUGCUAGUUCAUGUUCAGGUGGUAUUGGCCAAUCGGAACUUGCAUGUGCUUAA